This is a messenger RNA of Striga asiatica, 3258 nucleotides long. NCBI's taxonomy places the organism in Eukaryota, Viridiplantae, Streptophyta, Magnoliopsida, Lamiales, Orobanchaceae. The record is from the annotation of a GenBank genome assembly.
GUAUUAUGCUCGUAUACUCAAUAAAUUUAACUCUUACUUAUCCAAAGCUUAAAGAUAUUCAAUAAGCUUAAUAUGUCUCAAAUAAAUAUAAAAAACCAGCACAAAAGCAUGCUAAGUACAAACUCCACUCAAUUCCACUCUCCAAUAUCAGAAUUAAACACCUCGCCAACGAAAAUCUUUUGAGAUAAAAAACCAUUCACUUGCAUUCCACCGGCGAACAUUGGCGGCUCCGGCGACAACGCGGCGCUUGUUCGAUAGCUAUGGCGGCGUGAGGCGAUUUUAGGGUCCUGUGUAGUCAGCCAAGAGAAAGAACAAAAAGGGUUGAAAAAAUAUCUGCGUGAGGACAAAACCCCCUUUUUUUUCGCUCGCUCUAUUUCACUUUCCAUCAUCUCCACCGCCAUGGAUAUCAACAAUGAGAGGUCCACACUCACAGUAAACGUAGCCAACGUCCCGCCGUCCGCCACAGCCCAAGACCUUCGAACCUUCCUCGAGUCCAAAUUAGGCAAAGGCACAAUCUUCGCCCUCGAGAUUUUCGCCGAAUGCAAGAACUGGAAAUCCAGAGGCCAUGGCCGCGUCCAAUUCGAAGUCCCGGGAGCUAAAAAAGAAGCUCUGUCUCUAUCCGGCGAGCGAAAGCUUCUUUUUAAAGGGUUUUACCUCUCGAUUUCACAUUCUUUCAACGAUAUUAUUUUCCGACCGGUGGAGCCUAGGAACCGGGUUGGGGAUGGCGAUGGGCUGGUUUUACUUACUGGGAUAAUGGUAAGGAGUGAUUGCAUGGGGAUUUUGGAGUCGUGGGAUGGGGUUAAGCUGUGGGUUCAUCCUGAGAGGAAAAAGCUCGAGUUUAUUGUGGAUCAUGAUGGAGAGAGUUAUAAGCUGGAGGUGCAGUUUGGGGAUGUGAUUGAGACUAAAGGCUGUUGCUUGGAUGGUGAUGAUACUAAAGUUGAUGCAAUUCUUUUGACGCUUUCAAUGGAGUUGUCUUCUCAUUCAAUCUCUAUCUGGGUGUGUGGUGGGUCUUUAGUUGGUGGAAUUUGUCAAUUUUGUGCUGUGGCAUUUAGUUCUUGUGUUGUCAAUGCUCAAACACGCGCCGAAAAUAUUCAAAAAUUCUCCGGACCAAACAUCGCAUCAAAAUUCACACCCGACCGAUAUCACAUCUGCAAAGAAGACUUUGACCAUCUCUGGGUUCGAACAACCGAUUUCUCCAAAGUGAAGUCAAUCGGGCAUUUGACUUCACUUUGUUGGGAAAUCGAAGGCUCAUCAAGCUUAGAAACUUACACCUGUCCGUACUAUUCGAAAGACGUAAUGGAACUAUCUCUCGAAGAAUACCUAAAAUUCGAACACGUAUCUGAUUUAGUACCUAUCGUCACUAAUAAUUUAGCACUCCCAGUACCUUACGAGGUCCUUUUCCAGCUUAAUUCGCUCGUGCACACCCAAAAAACGAGCCUUACCUCUAUAGACACCCAACUUCUCGAGACCCUCUGCCAGUUAGACACAGACACCGCACUUCUAAUCCUCAAGAAAAUGCACAAACUGCACACCACUUGUUUCGAACCCAAAUUAUUCAUCGAAAGUCAAUCUUCUGUUACCCGACACAGAGGAAAAAAAAGUUUUACAUCGUCAAGUUCAAAGUCCUUAAACGCUCAGAACACGAUGAGCUGUCACCGGCUACUGGUGACCCCUUCCAGAAUCUUCUGCUUGGGCCCGGAACUCGAAUCCUCAAACCACAUUGUAAAAAAAUUCGCUUCGUAUGCUUCGGAUUUUCUGAGGGUCACUUUUGUAGAUGAGGAUUGGGGCAGGCUUUCGGCUCAUACUUUUUUAGCGUUUUCUGCUAGUCAACUCCGUUCGAACUUCGUCUGGAUGUUUGCCUCGAACGAGUACAUAAAUGCGGACGAUAUAAGAGAUUGGAUGGGCUGUUUUAAAAAGAUUCGAAGCAUAUCGAAAUGUGCUGCUCGAAUGGGACAACUGUUUAGCUCGUCCAUGCAAACUUUCGAAGUCCACCCAAGGGACAUUGACCGAAUACCCGAUAUUGAGAUAGUUUCUGAUGAUGCCGUAAAAUAUUGCUUUUCGGAUGGAAUCGGGAAAAUAUCUUACGCGUUUGCUAAGGAUAUUGUCCGAAAACUCGGUCUGACUCACGUACCAUCAGCUUUCCAAAUCCGAUACGGUGGAUAUAAAGGGGUGAUAGUCGUAAGCCGAAAUUCCUUCCGGAAGCUUGCUUUGAGAAGCAGCAUGCUGAAAUUUGAGUCGGAUAAUUGCAUGCUUAACGUUACGAAAUGGAGCGAGUCUCAGUCUUGCUACUUGAACCGGGAGAUUAUUACGCUUUUGUCCACUGCCAAUUCUCUGAUUAUUGGGUCGUUCACAAAAUUAUAUCUACUACACCUGUACCAAGGCCUGUUUCUCGUGCGCGGCCGUCGAGAUAGGCCACAAGGAGAGGAAAUGGUCAAUUUCUCCGAAUUUCGGAAGCCGGUAGAUAGACGCCGACAGAGCCAUCCAAUUCACAAACCUUUGAGGCACCUUCUUCAUUUUGUGAGCGGACCAACACUUGCAACUAUAGAACCUGCGCAUAUAGAAUCUGCACAAGAGAUUUUGGGGGAAAUGGCAACAAGUUUAUAUUCCCGAAUUCUCUCUGUUUUAGGUUGUCUGCAAGAACUGUUGGUGACUCUGAAAAAAAUCAGGCUAGAGCAGGGAGAUGAGGGAGUUCCUGGCACGACCACUAAAGACUAAACGCAAUUCUCUCUCUCAAACCAUCGAUCAUGUCCCUUUCUGCGAAACGAAAAUGAAACUCAUCUCUCACAUUAAUCCCCACUGCGAUAGUACUUUUCUGCAAUUUAGGGAUAUUGGUCUUCUAAACUCCAUCCACAAUUUAUGUUUACCAUAUUAGUGGAUCAAAGGUGAUUUCAAAUAGAGUUAUGCAUAGAGGCAGAAAAUAUCCCCGAUUUUCUCUUUGUCAAACCCUUGUAUCUUGUCGAUCCCAACUUCUGGUACACAUCAAGUGAGUUUGAAUCUCACAUGGAAAUGAAAAUAGAGAGGUGAUAUGAAAAAAUUGGUUGAAAAUGUAACAUUUCUGAAAGAAGGAAAAUAUCAUGUUACCAAAAGGGGUGGCUCAUUAUUAUCCUGCUAACUUCUUCAUUGUUAUAUGGUCUCCAAAUUUAGAGGCUUAAUUUGUUUAUUGAUUUACUUUUUUGUUUUAAAUUGUUUCACUACNAGUCGCUGAAGUAAUUGGACUUUGGACUUUACUGUCAAUUUGUCUUUUUGUGUAUUUGUGUU